AUGCCCGGGGCAAACGCACUGAAGCGGUUGCGCUGGGUCGUGGAUAUCGAGGCCUGGCGUCCCAGCGAGGACGAGUGGAACUUCUACCUGCGCCAAGUACCUCUCCAAGAGCAGGAGGCCGUUCUCAAGUUCAAGAAGGAGGACGACCGGAAGCGCGCGCUGGUCUCUCGCCUGCUGCAGCGCUGCGCCUACUGCACGGUUCUUGGGCUCCCUGCUACGUCGCUCAACAUCUGCCGGACCAAGGGCCGCAAGCCCUUCCUGCGCGGCGCACCGGACCCCGCCACCGGCCGCGACCUCGCCCCCGAGGCCCGCCAGCGAGCCCAAGCCCCGAACUUCAACCUCAACAUCAGCCACGAGGGCGCCCUCGUGGUGCUGGCGUCGGAGCCGGUCUGCCUCGUCGGGGUCGACGUGGCCGCUCCGUGGCACCAGCGGCCCGGCAUCUCGCAGCGGGGCCACGGCGCGUCGGCCCUGAGAGCCACGUUCGAAAAGCAAUUGACAGAACAAGAGUGGCGCUCAGUCGAGGCUGCUGGUUCGCCGUCCGAGCAGGAGGUGAUGUUCCAGACGCUGUGGUCGCUCAAGGAGGCGUUCGUCAAGGCGCGCGGAGACGGCCUCGCGUUCGACUUCCACCGCGCGUCGUUCAGGCCGCGCGUUCCAGUGGGACGUAACGGGGCGCCGGGGACGUGCGCGUGCUUGCCGUGGACGGGGCCGGUGGAGGUGGAGGUGGACGGGGUGCUGCGGAGCGACUGGGCGCUGCACGUGGCGCACCCGCGGUGCGGGUACGCGAUCAGCGUCGCGCGGGGGCCGCCCACGGAGGCGCGGGACGCGUGGGGGGUGUUUCGGGGGACGUUUCUGCGGCCGGAGCUGUCGCCGGAGGAGCUGGAAGCGCACCUGGGGGCGGAGGAGCCGGCGUUCACGGAGCUACGCGUCGAGGAUCUGCUGCCUGAGGGCGCGGGGAGGCCCGAGCGGCGAAACGACAACAACGUUGGCAUUAUGGACAACCACUAG
Pedinophyceae sp. YPF-701 is the source of this 1005-nucleotide messenger RNA. The record is from the annotation of a GenBank genome assembly. NCBI's taxonomy places the organism in Eukaryota, Viridiplantae, Chlorophyta, Pedinophyceae.